AUGUCGAUAGAGUUCAGCGAGAAUCCCAUCCAAUUCUGCAAUGUUUGCAUGGCGUCGACGGAUGCAGACUACCAAAUGUACAAUGUGGCCGUGAGCGGCGUGGUGUUGGCGAUUGUGGGCGCCGUCGGGCUGAUUGGGAACAUCUUGGUGGUGACGGUGUACACGUCGCCGGAGCAACGGGUCCACUCCACGAGUAUUUAUUUGGCGGCGUUGGCGGUCUCCGACUUUUCCAUGAUUUGCACCGCAAUGUUUUUGUUCGUGCUGGAAACAUGGCGACAUCAUGGACCUCCGAGUGAGUGGGGGGUUAAUUUUCGUAAAAAAUUAUCAGUCUGUCGGGAAAAUAAUGAGAACUUUGUCGCGUCCAAAAUCGCAUUGCCGCAGAGAAAAUUAAUUGUGACAAAACGACAAAAUCAAAUUGCUUUUCACAUCAACGACAUUGCGCUCAUUAUUUUCUCGACAGAAUGAAAUCAGUCUGUUGGGAAAAUACGUACUUUCGGGACAUUGAUUUUGCGCAACUUUUUUCGAAGAAAAAUCAAUAUUCAGGCCCUACUGUGUGUACAUUUUAAGUAUGGCCCUCAUUUUUCAGUUCUUGCAUAUCUCUAUGGCUCGGGCGCACCGUACAUUUUCCCAUUGGGCGCGGUGUUCCAAACCACAUCCGUGUACUUCUGCCUCGCCGCUGGAGUCGACUGUUUCAUAUCGGUGGUGCUGCCCAAACCGUUUAAGGACAUCUGUUGUACCGCGCAGUAAGUUGCGGAAAAAAUGGGAGUUUUUUCAAAAAAAAGAUGAAAUUCUUACUUUACAUGUGCCACAGAACAAUCUGCAAAAAUCUUAUCUUAUGCUCUCCAAAAACAGCCAAGACAUUCGCCACUCUUUUUCCGCGAGUGCGCGUGAAGUGAGGAGAGACGGCCAGAGAAAUCGCUGUUUUUUCACAACUUUUUCAUUUCGCUUCGAAAAAGUAGUUUUUUUAUUGGAAUAUAAGACGACUCUCUUCUUAUUAAGCCUGAAAUUUUCAACUAGAGAGUACGCAGCAUGAAGAGACGGCCUGAGAAAAAGUCGUUUUUUGGCUGUGUCUGUGCGAAUUCUCGGCGGAAAAAGUCGAUUUUUUUGUUGAAAUAGUAGCUUCUACAUUUGAAAGAGAACGCCAGUUAUUUACUUUAAAAAGUAAAAAAAAUUUUAGGAGGGUAAAAAAUUUUUUUCAUCAGUUUUCUGCAAAACGUGAGGUAAAGAUCUUUCAAAUACGUUUUCAAAAUAGCUUCUAAAUUGGAACAAAGUUCACAAAAAUUCAAAAAAAUGUCUUUCCAGAAAAGCCAAGGCAGUUGUGAUGAUCAUGUCCGUAAUGUGUGUCCUCUACAACAUCCCGCAUUGUUUCGAACUUCAAGCCAUCGAAUGCAUUGAUACAAAACACGGAGGCAUUUUAUCGCUGCAAAUAUGCCCCACGGCAUUUCGAAUGGACCCAGUUUAUUAUACGAUAUAUUACACGUACAUGUAUACGACGUUCAUGGCCGUGGGGCCAUUGUUGAUGCUGAUUGUGCUCAACAUUUGUGUGGUGUUUACGGUGGUUACGAAAGGAGCGUCAGGUAGGGACAUAAUGGCUAAGACGGGCGUAUUUUAAAACAAAGAAUUUCCGUAUAAAAUGUCACCUUAUUAUUUUUUUCUGUAAAAUGUCACCCCAAUAUUUCCGUCGUAUAAAAUGUCACCUCCAAAAAAUUUUUCGUAUAAAAUGUCACCCAAAGAUUUUUGAUUUUUUGUCGUAUAAAAUGUCACCCAAAAAAGUUCUUAUUUGUCGUAUAAAAUGUCACCAAAAAAUUAUAUUUUUUGUCGUAUAAAAUGUCACCCAAAAAAGUUCUUUUUUGUCGUAUAAAAUGUCACCUUCAUUUGUUUAUUUUCAGAGGACUCGGAUACGAUCAGUUUGAUAUUGGUUGUCUGCUUCUUCAUCGGUUGUAAUUUCACAGCCCUAUUGGUGAACUUCCUCGAACUAACGUUGUAUGAACAGGUAUGAGUGGAUUUUCAGAAAAAAAGAAUUCAAAAAUUAUAAACAAUCAACUGAAUUAUGAACAAAAAAUACUAUCAGUUUGUUGGGAAAAUAAUGUGUAUUCGACGCGCCUUGGAAUUGUCCUUCAUUAUUUUGUCACGGCUAGCCGCGGCUGAAGAUUUCGUGCGACAGGGAGAGACAUUUUCUACCGCGCCAAAUCCACAUUAUUUUCCCUACAAACUGAUAUCAAAGAGCAUAGCAAUUAAUUUCAAAGGCCUUAGAAAUGAGUUAUAGGAAAAAACUUCCAUACAACUAAACCUUUCUACAACGGAAAAGUUUUUAGCCCCUGGUUGUGCAUUGCCUUCACUGUAAUUGUUAUCCCCCAAAAACUAUUUUUUUUCAUUUUCAGCUAAGUCAUGUCAUCGCAUAUCUCGUGGAUCUCUCUAAUCUGCUCGUGGUCGUCAACUGCACAGCGAACUUCUUCCUAUACUGGAUAUUUGGCAACUCAUUCCGACAGAGUUUGUACAAGAUCCUGUCGGGCCGAACCCCUUUAAAACAGGCGAAUUUAUUGUGGCCGGAGGAUGAGAGCAAUUAUGUGACGCGAAGGCUGUCCGAUGACGUCUAA
Messenger RNA from Bursaphelenchus xylophilus (pine wood nematode), 2597 nucleotides. Lineage: Eukaryota; Metazoa; Nematoda; Chromadorea; Rhabditida; Aphelenchoididae. The record is from the annotation of a GenBank genome assembly.